AUGCCACCGCGACGUAAUAUACCCGUUGGUAACGACGAUAAUUUUUCGGCGAUAGACCGCAUGACCCAAGCAAUGGAGCGAAUGGCUGAGUUCAUGAUGGCUCAGCAAGUUCAGAACCAGAAUCAGGGACAGCCACGGGUCGAUAUCGCUAAGUCUAUAGCAAACCGGCAACCGCCAUACUACGCCGGGGAAAAAGACCCGGUGAUCUUAGAAGAGUGGAUUCGGACAUUUGACAAGUUACUUAACGCAGUGAAUUGUCCUGCGAAUCAGCGAGUGCCUUCUGCAGUGUACUACUUGACAAAAGCUGCUGACAACUGGUGGUCAACAGUUGGACCUGAUCUACUACAAGACCCAGAGUUUGGCUGGGAAGAGUUCAAAGUGGAAUUGAGGGGGCAAUUUUAUACCGAGCGCAUAAAAGGGAUUAAAUGCGAGGAGUUUCUUCGACUGAAACAGAAGGGAACAACAAUUCAAGAAUACCAUGAUCAAUAUGUGGAACUAAUGCGUUUUGCUCAGGAAAUUGUACCUGACGAGGCAAGUAAGGCAAGAAGGUUUGUUCGGGGAUUGGACUGGAGCAUAAGAGGAAUGAUCGCACCGUUUAUGUGCUCUACUUUGAAAGAAGCAUAUGAUAGAGCCUCGGAUCAUUAUCAGGUGUAUCUGGAUCAGCAGGAGGUUUACGGCCGAAGCAAAAGAAAGGCUGAUAAUAAACCACAGAGGUUCUCGGCAGUAAACAAGAAGGUGAAUCUAGGAAGUUUUACUCCAACAACCGGCAAGGGAAGGGAAGGAAUCAAUUGGGGAAAUCGUUCUACUUGUCGAUGGUGCGGAAGAAUUCAUCCCGGGGAAAACUGUCAAGGGAUGAAAGUUAAAUGUUACACGUGUGGUCUUUUUGGGCACAAGUCUUUUGAGUGCCAAAGACAAAUAGACAGCCCACAGAAAGCUCUGCAAAAUGUGAACCAAGGGAGAAGAUUCAACGGGAACAAUGGUCAGAAGCCUGCUGGGACAGAAAUGAGAUGA
Ipomoea triloba (trilobed morning glory) is the source of this 1011-nucleotide messenger RNA. RefSeq lists its product as uncharacterized. Bases 1 to 1011 code for a protein of 336 amino acids. The record is from RefSeq and is a predicted model, not a curated record. Lineage: Eukaryota; Viridiplantae; Streptophyta; Magnoliopsida; Solanales; Convolvulaceae. The transcript has a single exon. Gene Ontology annotation, molecular function: zinc ion binding; nucleic acid binding.